This is a messenger RNA of Mya arenaria, 504 nucleotides long. RefSeq lists its product as uncharacterized. The transcript has a single exon. Lineage: Eukaryota; Metazoa; Mollusca; Bivalvia; Myida; Myidae. The record is from RefSeq and is a predicted model, not a curated record. Bases 1 to 504 code for a protein of 167 amino acids.
AUGCCCAAUCAGGUGAGGCUCCUACUACUACAACUACAAGGGGUUUUACUCCAUUGUCCUACGUCCCUGGUUGAUGCCAACUACAGGUUCCUGUGGUGUGAUAUUGGAGGAGCCGGUCACAUGUCAGAUGCCCAGAUCUUCAACGGCAGUGAGCUCAAAGAGGCCAUGGACAACCGUACCAUAGGGUUCCCCCAGAAGAUCCACUGCCUUUAUGAUGAUGAGGACACACCCUACUUCCUCCUUGCGGACGACGCAUUCGCACUCCGUACCAACUUGAUGAAACCUUACUCCACCCGAGGCAUGACCAGAUCACAGGCAAUGUACAAUUACCGCAUAUCAAGAGGACGUCGGGUUGUAAGGAAUGCCUUUGGCAUCAUGGCAAACCGGUUUAGAGCAUUCCUUGGUAGGAUGCAGCAGUCUCCAGAGGUCGUCCAGCUCAUCGUCAAGUGCUAUGUGAUCCUCCACAACAUGAUGCGCAGGCGGUACCCGGGUGAGCAGCCGUGA